AUGACGUGGAUGCCUGGGAACCGGGUCAACGCAGCGCUGGGCGAGGGAGCCCAGGUACUGCCUGCAGCCUCCCUGAGCCUCCAAAUGCCUGGCAAAGGCAAGACUUUCCUGCACAAUUUAAAAGGCACUGACCAGGCCAGGCUGGCCCCGAGCGGCCGCCGCGCGGGUGUGGACAAGGUCGCUGCUCUCGGGCGCCGCCGCCCGGGGCCCCGCGGGGCCAGUGCCUUUGAGGAUGAGACCAUGAAGCUCCGGCAGCUGAAACUGGAUAAUAAGAGAGCGCUGCUGGAGAAGAAGCAGGGGAAGAAGCGCCCAGAGCCGCUCACGGUGCAGCCGAACCCAGAAGCCCGGCCACGUCGGUCAAAGCCGAGGGGAAGCAAGGAGCACGCUCCGCUGGCAGAACCUCAGGCCCCGCACAGCAGUGUCACCCUGCACGGCAUUGAUGGUCUCCCUGCCUUCCUGAAGCCAGGUGCUCAAGACUGGAAGGUGGAAACCAGACUUCACGUUCUCUCAGUCGGAUCUCCUGCCACGGAGGAGGAUACUGGAGGAAGUGCUGAUGGAGAUAGCACUUGGGACCCUGCUUCCAAGCCAGAUCUUCAGGAGAUUCUCCAGAAACACGGUAUCUCAGGGAGUUUGAACUUUGAUGAGGAGGAGACUGAUGGGGAGGAAGGAGAAGGGAAAAAACUAAGACCUCCUUCGUCGUAUUCAGAGGCAGAGAGACCCAGUUCUGCAUCCAGCCAGAAGCCAACCGCAGAUACAGGAGCUUCUGGAACUGCAGCCCAGCACACCGAUAACCAGCUGGGAGAAACAGAGAAUUUAGAGGGCUCCGCAUACAGUCCUGCCCCUCGAGGUGUCACGGUGAAGUGUCGGAUAACUCGGGAUAAAGAAGGAAUGGAUCGGGGGCUUUUGCCCACCUACUAUAUGCACUUGGAAAAGGACGAAAAUCAAGGUAGAAAGCGGAAAAAGAGCAAAACAUCCAACUACCCUAUCUCCACUGAUACAACAGAUUUAUCUCGUGAAGGGGAAAGUUAUAUUGGCAAACUCAGGUCCAACCUCACGGGGACCAAGUUUACAGUUUAUGACCGUGGUGUCAGCCCGGCCAAGGCCCAGGGUCUGGUAGAAAAGGCCUGCGUGCGGCAGGAGCUGGCCGCCGCCUGCUACGUGAGUGCCGCCUCCCGUUUCCUCAGCCUCCUGGCGUCCCAGCCCUGGGCUUGCAGUCCCCCUCCCAAGCUUGCUUCUGCCUUCCUUACCCCUUACCCGCUGGCUCGCAGUUACCGUAAAUCGGAAGCCGGUCUCUGCUUUUCGCCCUCUCGACCUGGUUCAUCCUGUGCAGCUGCUGCCGAGCAGUCCAGCUCCAGCGGACGCUGCUCUUCUCCCGCUCCACAUGCCCUCAGGCUGCCCCUGGAGUCCCGAAUCAAGCCCGGACACUGGCCCUUUCCCUUCCGGCUCCCCGGCUGGCACGCUCCCUGCGCGUUCCCGUCAUUCUAG
Molecule: messenger RNA, 1485 nt
Organism: Physeter macrocephalus (sperm whale)
Lineage: Eukaryota; Metazoa; Chordata; Mammalia; Artiodactyla; Physeteridae
Product: tubby-related protein 3-like
Biological process (GO): protein localization to cilium
Cellular component (GO): cilium
Source: RefSeq, a predicted model, not a curated record